UUGAAAACAAAAGCCAUGCGAGCCCAGCUAGGCUAACACUGGUCAGGUUAAUAUUGGACUAUGCAGAGGUCAUGACCAAAUGUACACCUAAACAGACACGUUUUAACAAGGAUUAAACAAUUUAACAUGGACUUGUUAUCACAAGAUGAAAGAAAAGUACAGGCAGUUGUUGAGGAAAACACAGAGGAUGUUAAUCCAAAAAGAGGACGUGGACGCCCCCGCAAGAUGGACAAGCCUGAGAAAAUCAAAGCACCUGGCAGAGGGCCUGGACAUCCUCCCAAAAUUGACAGUCCAGAGAAGCUAGCUAAUAUAACAACCGAAUCAGAUGAUGUAUACAAAGAAGAGAAAUCUGAUGAAGGGGUUCAACAGAAUGGCAGAGGUCGUGGACGUCCUCCAAAAUGUAACACAGAAAGAAGUAUGGGCCUGAAGUUGUUAGAGGAAGAAAAAGAAGAAUCAACAGAAGAAAUGGAGAGGGACUUAAAACUAAAGAAAAGUAGAGGACGUCCUCCAAAAACGAACAGGGAGCCAGAAAAAAUCAAAGUACGAGGCAGAGGGCGUGGGCGCCCGCCAAAAUCUACAACAUCAAAUAGUCUAAACAUGACAUCAGCAGCAAAUGAUUCAGAGGAUGAAGUCAUUCCAAGUAGCAGAAGUCCUUCUAACAGUCACUCACCAAGCAGCAUGUUAUUGCCAACAAUUAAUAAACAAGAAUCACCAGAGGAAGAGAAAGAAGAGGGGGAGAUGAGCGUUAAUCCAAAAAGAGGUAGAGGACGUCCCCCCAAAAUGGACAAAAAGCCAGAAGUUAUAAGAGUACCUGGCAGAGGGCGUGGCCGUCCCCCCAAAUCUGCAAAGGAUUCUUUGAACAGCAUAAAUUUGUUAUCACCAACGAAAAAGGAUGUGGGAUUAGAAGAAUUGGAGGAAGUGGAUGAGGAGGGCAGUCAGAUAAAGAGAAGUCGUGGACGUCCCCGAAAAACGGACAAGAAGCCAAAGAAGAUAACAGUACACGGCAGGGGCAGAGGACGUCCCCCAAAAACUGAAAAGUCAAAUAGGAAUAAAGAAAAAAGUGGGGCAUCUGAUGAGGUAGAACUGAAGGAAUAUGAAGCAAUUGAGGACUCUGAGGAGGGAAAUCUGUCUCACAGGAAAAGGGGAAGACCUCGCUCAGUGGACAAAGUGUCACGCAGUCGAAGGAAAAGUCCAUUAAAUUCAGCUGCAAAUAGCAAAGAAUCUUAUGAUGAGGACUCUAUUGAGGACUCCAGUGACAGCUGGGACAGUGGAUCUGAGACAGAGGACAAAGAGGACACAGACUGGGACAUCUCACAACAGAACUGUAUACAAAAACCAGUAAAAAAGGGCACUAGGAAGUCUCCAAGGAAGAUGAAAAGAGGAAGGGGUAGACCCCAUAUAGUGAAUAAAAAUCCUGCCAGUCCUCAGAGAAGAGCAGUGAAGUCCAAAGUAGAUACACAAGAAUCUGGUGAUGAGGAGUCUAGUGAGGACUCCAGUGAUAACUGGGACAGUGGAUCUGAGACAGAGGACAAAGAGGACACAGACUGGGAUAUCUCAGAUGAGAAUAACCUCAAAAUAAAAAAACAAAAACCAAUGAAAAAAGGCACUUGGAGCUCCCCUCGAGAUGUAAACAAGCCUGGGAAAAGGAAGAGGUACACUUCUGCUUUCUCAAGUGAUGAGGAGGAAGAGGAAGAAGUAGACCCUGAUACAACCAAUAAAACUACCAGCCUGUCUGUCAGUAAAAAGACGAGAUUGGAAGACAAAGAGGGAGAAUCAGAAAAUGAAAGUACAUCCCAGAAACCUCUCAAGAGAGGUCGUGGAAGACCACCUAAAUUGCACAAAGAUGGAGAUGAAGACAUAAAUGAUGAAGAAUGUUUACAAGACAGGGAUUCCGAAAAUGAAGGACCGUCCCCAAAAUCUCUCAAGAGAGGUCGUGGAAGACCUCCUAAAUUAAACAGAAAGACAAAAAGUUGGAGAGAUGAAAAUGUAGAGUUGGAAGAAAGGAUGAAUUCAAAGGAAGGAGAGAAUUCAAAAGAUGCAGAGUCAGAAAAUGGAGGACCGUCCCCAAAAUCUCCCAAGAAAGGUCGUGGAAGACCUCCCAAAAUACAAAGACAGACAGAUCUGACAGAAAGAGGGAAAGAUGAAAAAAGUGAGAUGGAAGGAAAGAUAAAUUCAGAGGAUGGAGAGAGAUCAAAAGACAGGGAUUCAGAAAAUGGAGCACUGUCUCCAAAAUCUCUCAAGAGAGGUCGAGGAAGACCCCCUAAAGUGAAAUGACAGAAUUAAUGAAACAGAGAAAGGAGAAAUCAUGGAAGUGAAAAAAAUGAAUUCUGAAGAGAAAGAUUAUACUUUAAGGAAAUACAUCUAGAAAAAAAAGCAAGUCAGACUAGUGAAUAAGAAAUGGACACAUUAAUAGAGAUCUAGAAAAAGAUUGAAGAUGUUCAAGAAUGAAAUGAAGUCAGUGAUGAUUCUCAGUAUACACAGAUACAUUAUAUGCAAAUGCCCCAGGCAGCACAAAGUAGAAAACUUAACAUGUCUUCUACUUUAGAAUACAUACAUUUAGCUUAGUAAUACUAAAUUUGUUGAAUCAUAUCAAAGUUGUCAGUUGGACUUCCUCCUGUAAAAAAGAGCUUUAAAAAUGUACCAGGGUUAAUGAACUUUUUUG
Saccostrea cuccullata (small rock oyster) is the source of this 2662-nucleotide messenger RNA. Its product is annotated as NKAP family protein CG6066-like. The record is from RefSeq and is a predicted model, not a curated record. Gene Ontology annotation, biological process: regulation of DNA-templated transcription. The transcript has 15 exons. Gene Ontology annotation, molecular function: transcription coregulator activity; DNA binding. Bases 127 to 2274 code for a protein of 715 amino acids. NCBI's taxonomy places the organism in Eukaryota, Metazoa, Mollusca, Bivalvia, Ostreida, Ostreidae. Gene Ontology annotation, cellular component: nucleus.